AUGUCGUCCCAACAGCAGCAACAGCAGCAGCAGCAGCAGCAGCAGUCGAGCUCAUCAUUCUUCGACUUCACCCCCCAAUACCCACAGGAAGACUUCACGAGUGCCCCAACCACACCCAACCUCACCGCCGAACGCGUAGAGGGCAUAGGCGGCGGCGGCGGCGGAGGUGGUAAUAAUAACAGCGGGAGUGCUGGCUCCCUCAACGGAGCCGGGGGAGGCGGCGAGUCCCCGGCCCAGAGAUAUAAUAAUCCAAACCAGCACUCGGAGCGACUGAUCGAUGUAGACAGCCCAGAAAACUCACCUGUAAAGUCAUACUCGCAGCCCAUUCCCAUCCAGCAGCAGCAGCAGUCGUCCGCUGCGGCUUCGCCCUCUGCAAGGUCGUUGUCGUUUACUCAACCACCUGAUAUAAAUAAUAAUUCAAGCCCGAGCCACCACUUCACAAAGCCUGUUCUCCCACCGCCGCCCCCACAGCAGCAGCAGAAUAGUAGUAGCAGUAAUAACCAGCAAGCCCAAUCAUCGCCCGUCCACAGCGGCUAUUCCCACCCCAGCACAGCGCAGCGAACAACCUCCUACGGCAGCACCAGCAGCCAGCAACAGCAAGACCCCACCAAGCACUCCUCCACCCAGCCCCAAUCCCAGAACCAAAACCAAGCACACUCGCCCGUCCACACAUUCAGCAAGCCCACCCCGCCCUCACACUCCAGCCCCGUGCAGCCGCCAUACCCAACCCACCACACCAGCACCCACUUCCCCAUGCCCCCCACGCCCGUGGCAGCACCAAAUCAGACCCCCGCCUUCAACCAGGGCUAUCCCCCGCCCGCAAGCGUCACAAGUAACUCCUCGCAGCCACCACUAUACAGCAACCACCGCGAGGCCCAGCCCGCACAGCACGCCGGAUGGCCAGACCAGCCGCCGGCAGACAUGAGCAUGCGCAGCUUACAAGAGGGGUCGGUGAUUGAACGCGGUGCCGCCGCGGCCGCCACAAAUAGAAGGAACCCCAGCGCUAGCAGAGGCACCGGCGGACAGGGUGGUAGUGGUGGCGGUGAUGCGGGGGUUAUCCAGCGGCCUACACCGCCGCAGCAGCAGCAACAGCAACAGCAAAGUGGUAAUUACAGUGAUGGGCAAGGCCAGGGACAAGAGACGGAGCGUGAGCGCGAGAUCCGCGAGAUCCAUGAGCGCGAGCGAGAGCGUGAUAGGCAAUGGGAGCGCGAGCAGGAGAACCAGCGGAAUCUAGGAGGCAUGGAGCAGCAGCAACAGCCGUCAUUCAGUACCCGCCAACAGCAACAACAGCAGCCAGCGUCGCCGCAGUAUAUCAAGAGUACGUUCAACUACCAGCAGCACCUGCAGCGGCAGAUUCUCAGUGGGUCGACGUCGCCGCGGGGGAGGCUGGGGUAUCAGCCGCCGCCGCUACCAGCGAGCGUGUUGCAGCAGAGCAAGAAUACGAGCCCGCUGAGCACGAGGGAUAUGUAUGGUAAGCCCAGCGGGCAGGGCGGUGGUGGGAGCGGUAGCAGCGGGAAUGUGGGGACGCUGCCCCACGCGGGGUCGAGUCCGGCACAGCAGCAGCAGCAGUAUGGCGGGAAUCAGUCGCAGUCGCAGUCCCAAUCGCAGUCACAGUCCGCAGAACGGAAGCCUAGUUUUGGAGCUUCACAGAGCCCGAAUGCAGGAGGAGCAGGAGCAUAUAGCAACAAUGCCCCGACAUCGAGCCCGCACAACCCCGCCCAAUCGCCGCCGGUCAACUACAGUGGCGGCUCCCCGCACGGCUCCGGCACCAGCUCCAGACCGCCGGCGAGGAACCUCCCGUACAGCCCGCCACAGGCUGCACAGCCAUCACCGCACAGAGAGCAGGAGAAAGAUAGAAAAAGACAACAGGAGCAGCAGGAGCGGGACUGGGAGCGCGAGCAGCAGCAGAGAGAACUACCACCACUCAAUACCCAACAGCGAGAUCGUGACAGAGAUAGUUACCAUCACCCACACCCACUGCUCACGCCGCUGCCCGACGGUCCUGCACCGCCGCCAGCGCCAAGUGUGCCGCCGCCUGACACGCCCGGCAGCGAGUUCGGCUCGCCGGCUAUGGGUCCAUCGUUCUUGAAGCAGGGCGGGUAUCGAGGCCUUAUUGGGCUGGGGCUGAUGAAGAAGCUGCGCGACACAAGGGAGGAAGGUGAAGGAGGGACGCCGACGGGGUUCUUGGGAAGGAAGAGCCAUAUGAAGAAGAACUCUGACGAGAGAGGAGGUCCGCCGCCGCUCGGAAAGAGGACAGGAAGUGUCGGGAGUGGGCUGGGGAAGGGUGAGCGGCCAGGGAGCGCGGAGGAGGACGAUCCGAUUCCGACAGAGUAUAGGCCGCAGAAGAGGAUCGAUGAGGAGGUCGGUGAGGGUGAGGGGGAGAAGAGAGCAGGAGGAGGGAAGAAGGGCUUGGGCUUGGGGUACUCAUCGACUACAGGGCCGCCGACACAGCAGACAAUCGGGAGUGGCCCACAGUCGCAGUCGCAGUCUCAGAACCAACCUCAGUCACAGUCCCAGAACCAGAACCAGAACCAGAACCAAUCGCAGUCCCAGUCCCAGUCUCAACCUCAAUCCCAAUCUCAGUCCCAACCUCAGCAGUCUCAGUCCCAUUCACAGCCCCAACCGCAUCCUCCCGCCGGAAUCUCUCCCAAGGCCCAACAAGGCUACGGACGACCUCCUCUGCAGUCAAACUCCUCCCAACGGAGUCCCGCAGAGGUCGGACUCGGAAACUACCUCUACUCGAAACCGUCACCGUCGCAGCAGAUGUCUCCAGGAAACUCGUCCAACCCUAACCCACGGUUCCCCGGUGCCAAUCAUAACCACCAUGUCACCUCGCCGCUCUCCGGAGGCGGCAGCGCAGGAUCUGCAACCAGCCCCAACAGCAACAGUGGUGGAAACAUCGGUAACGGUAUGAACACUGGAAGCACCAGGGAGAGCGUGAUGCGAGGUCAGUGGGCAGACACCACUGCUGCCGUUGCACGCCCAGUCCAGCAGCAGGAGCAGCCGCAGCCUGGGUGGUUCGACAACAGCCAGCAGAGGGUUGCGAGCGGUGGAAGCCAGCCCAGCAUCCCGCAAGGACCACCGCCAGGACCACCGCCGCCGCCACAGCACCAGCAGAAUACCUACGAUGGUGAUAGCGGGCCCUUCAAGGCAUUUACGCAGAACCUCCAGAAGCCGCUACUGUCGCAGCAGCAGACCAUGGCGGCACAGAACCUGCAGCAACAGGCGAGAAGAGUGCGGGUGCACUCGCCGCCGAACUUUAUGGAUGAUGAUGAGACCGAUGACCAGGGCACGAAUCCGAGCGAGAGCGCGACGCCAGAGCCGAGGAUGAUGGGCAAUCAACCCCCCCGCGUGGGGUCUGAUGAGGAGGUGUUGUAUCAUGGUCUGCAGGAUCUGCUGCCACAGCUCCCGGCGGAGCAUAUCCAAAGCCUGCUCACGUUUGCGUUGUAUCUGUGCGACGAUGCCGCGGUUGCGGAGAAGGCAAACAAUGUGCAUUUGACCGGAACUGGGGAUCUCGGACACCAACUUGCGGUGAUCCGGGAGAAGAGGUUGAGGAGGUGGAAGGAGUGGGUCGGCGCCGAGGAGAUGGAGAGAGGGAGACAGGUCGGGUUGACACCUGGCCAUAAUAUCAAGAAGAAGGAUAGCGGAGACUCGAAUCCAUUUGAUCGUGAUAGUAGUGACGACGAGGAUCGCGAGGAAGGCGGUCUGGGCUAUGAAGGGAUGCAGCCGCUUCCUCCGCCACCAAGAUUGCCGGAGAUUGAGAACUUGGAUCUCAAGGCCGCCGGAAUGGACGCAUUUGGCGGCAGACAGCACGGGUACCAGCAACAACAACACCACCACCAGCAGCAGCAUCACCAGCACCAACAGCACCGCGGUAACUACGACCUCAGAUCCGAGCAGACUCCAAGCCCGACACCGACCAUCGACCAAGUUGCAAAUGCACCCAAGGUCGACCUGGAGCUGCAGAUGCCCAGGCCCGUUCCCAGCGUCCCUGCAAUCCGUAUCGACCCCAGUGCCAGAAGAAGACUAUACGACGACGACGCCUCUACAGUAGUCAGUGAAGCCCAAUCCAAGGGCGGCGACAAUGAGCAAAUCGGCCAGCCAGGGGCGACACCAUUUCCGGUCGGCUACAAGGGACCUGGCGGCGACUACGGCCGCGAGAUCCGGCCCAUCGAUACAAAGCCGCUGUCUGCGAUCAUUGGCAUCUUCAACAGGGGUAGUGGCGGAAACGGCGACAACGGAAUCGAUCCGCCAAGCUCUGCCGAGAUUCCCCAGUUCCUGCACAUGGCGUAUGCUGCGCUCGAUACGGCCAUGAACAGCCCUAGCCUUGACACAUAUCUCAGCGAGGCAAGGCGUGCCCUGGAAAACCAGACGAGCCAGCGGCUGCACCAGUUCCAGAACGAGAGCCACCAGCGGAGACAGAGGACGCAGGCGCAGACGGCACAGCUGUACAAUACCGGCAGAUUCACGUUUGCUGAUAUCGAGCGCAUGCGAGACGAGUUUGAGCAGGAGGAGGCGAGGCGCAAGAUGGAGGUUGAUACGGAGAUCUACCACAUCUUUGAGAACGAGUACGUCGAGGUUGCAUACAAGGAUGUCAAGGGUCAGCUUGAAGUUCUCGGCGGGAAAUGGUAUGAGGAGGUCAAGCUCUGGCUUCUUACCGCGUCGUCCCGGCAGAGCAGCACCGAGGGUACGGCACUUGAAUAUCAUCUCCUCCUAGAAGCUAUUGAUCUCCUAAAUAAGCUUCAUAUCACGAUGGAGGAGCAUGAGCACGUUCUCCAGUCCCUUGUGUCGGACCGCAAUGCAAGGUACUUGCAGGUUUCGGUGCAGCCGCUUUUGUCGGUGGGUGAGACGAUCAGGGCUGCGGAUGCGGAAAGAAGGUUCUGGCUAGAUGAGAGCGAGAGACAGUUGAGAGGCAAGAUGGAGGCGGUGAAGAGAGGAAAAGAGCACGAGAAGGGCGUUGAGAGAGUCGUUGGGGAGGUGGUGAAGGGCCUCAGGAGUAGGUUCCGAGUCGUUGUCGAUGGUGUAUAUGCCGUGAUAUUCCAAUUCCCCCCGAGUGUCUUGCCCCAACUCUUCCGCCGUUUCUUCGACGACAACGCCGGCGCAAUCAACUCCCCCGGCCUUCCCCAAGAACACAACAGCUCCCCCGCCUCCUCAUUCUAUGUCAUCUCCAAGGAGGUCCUACAAGCCAUGGUCGACGCUGUGCAAACACUCGGCGAGAUCGUCGGUCUCAUCAAGCUCGCCAUGGACUUCCAGAACGCGCCACAGAUCCGCGUCUGCGAAGCCACCACCGCCCUUCAAGUUGCCGAAGAGCACGCUCACAACAGCGGCGUCACCGCGCCUGCCGCAACCGCCGAAGCAUGUUCCCAGGGGCUCGCCCUCCGUCUUCCGGCUGCGCUCAAGCGCGCCCGCGAGGAGCAGAUCGAAAUGGGCGAGAAGGCGAUGGGCGAGAUGAUGGAGACACUGCGGAAGCUGCAGAACUUCCUGACUACCGUCAGUGCGAAGGGGGGUAGGAUCGAUUUUAUGGGUGUGGCACCGCCGCCGAUGGCGCAGAGCCAGAGCCAACAGAGCCAGAGCCAACAGAGCCAGCAGAGUCAUCAAAGCCAUCAAAGUCACCAGAGCAACCAGAGCCAGCAGCAUACGCCGCAGCAGCAGCAUCAGCACCAGCAUGGGGGACAGCAGCUGCCGAAUCUCCCGAUGCCGCCGAUGGUACAAGUCGGUCAACAACAGAACUGGAAUGGCGGGUCGGGAGAGGGUGAGUGGGGGUAUGGUAGAGGUGGCGGCGGCGGUGGUGGGUUGGGCGGUGUAGGACUCGGUGGUGGACAGUCGGGUCUGAGUACAAUGAUUGGUGGGCUUCGAUCGGGACAAAUGAGAGGCGGCGGAGCAAACAGUUUACUGAUCUCGCCAGGGAGCUAUGCUCCUAGUGGAUACUCGCCCAACGCCGGAGCCAGAUUAGAUUAUCGUGAUGUGUCAUGGGAUAUGGCUCGUUGA
Molecule: messenger RNA, 5988 nt
Organism: Morchella importuna
Lineage: Eukaryota; Fungi; Ascomycota; Pezizomycetes; Pezizales; Morchellaceae
Exons: 5
Coding region: 1-5988 (1995 amino acids)
Source: RefSeq, a predicted model, not a curated record